AUGACAUCCAAAGGACUUGACGCUCUCUUGAAGUUCCUUUUGACAAGCGACAAACUUCAACAAGUUCGUAACCAAGCACGAGGGCGACGAAAGCAUGCAGAAGGACUUGAAAAGAAGGACAAAAUGGGUGCAACCAAUUAUCGAUCCAACUAUUGGAAGCGAAUAUCACAAAGGAUCACUUUACGAUACAAAGAGGAAAUGGCAUUGAUGCGACAUGAAGGACAAUCCUGGAAUCUUUUCAAGGACUAUAAAGGACAACAUGCACGAUCACGUUACGAUGGUUCUGGAACUAAGGAAUCAAGGUUGGAUUUGAAGGAUUUCAAUGAUGGGGAUACCACGGGCGAUGUUUUGGUCUACAGCCAUGGAACGGAAGAUGCAAAAGAUACACGCUAUUAUAAAUGGCCGCCAACAAGGAUCCAAUCCCAAGUGAAACAAGAUACCAGUGACACCUAG
This is a messenger RNA of Lichtheimia ornata, 453 nucleotides long. RefSeq lists its product as uncharacterized. Lineage: Eukaryota; Fungi; Mucoromycota; Mucoromycetes; Mucorales; Lichtheimiaceae. The coding region runs from base 1 to 453 and encodes 150 amino acids. The record is from RefSeq and is a predicted model, not a curated record. The transcript has 6 exons.